AUUUCUGCCAUGACCAACACUACAUGUCCCGGCAUGCAACGCGCAGCUGUCAAAGUUCUGCCCGCGCUAGUAGCGGAAUGAGGACAGAACGAAGGAAGAAAAUACUAAUCAAUGAACCGGACUCAUUUUUAGAAAGUGAUAGCGAAAUAGUCUGGCAUACACGUGGGGUCUCUUAGCUGAUUUGACAGGUUUACAUAUUUUUUUUUUAUUGUUCAGGCGGUGUUUUCAGGCUUCAUAGCGGACACCUAAGUAAGGACGGAGGGCUACUUCCGGAAAACCUUGUUCCCCACCAAGAUGGCGGCUCAGUUGGCGCUAAAUUCAGAAGCCAGCCUGUGGGGUCCUUACAGAGAAAUAUGGCAGACGGUGCUGAGCGCGCUCAUCAAGAGGCAGCCGGAAGCCGUUCAUUCGCUUGACAUUGUCUUGAAGAAAUAUAAACCGGACUUCAUCUCUCUCUUCAAAAACCCGCCAAAGAGCGCUCAGCAACAUGAGAGAGUCCAGAAAGCCAGCACGGAGGGGAUCCCUAUUAAAGGGACGCAGCGCACCCGGAUCCUGGAAGAACAGCUUAUUAAGGAAGCCUUUAUCCUUAGUGACUUGUAUAAUAUUGGAGAGAUAGCAGCUGUGGAACUUCUGCUUAUAGGUGAGCAACAGCAGCCUACUUUCCAUGGCCUGACCAGAGGCUUGGUAGCGAUACUCUUAUACUGGGACGGCAAGAGCUGCAUGGCUGAAUCCUUAUUACAUCUCAUCCAGGCCAGAAAAGGCAAGACCUUCACCUUGGACCACAGCCCCGAGGUUGUGUCCAUGGUAACUCGUUUCACCGAUGAUCUGAUGGAACAAGGCUUGACUAAUAAAAUCCUUACUUUGAUCUCUCAAAUUGACGUGAACAAUGAGUUUGACAAGUUGAAAAAGGAACGAGGUCUGGGCAAUAAGAAGCAUCGCAAAGAGGUUUCUGAUCUGAUAAAAGAAUGCCAGCAAUCCCUAGCACACAGCCUGUAUUCAUGGAGCUGCCAGACUCCAUUAAACAGAGAGGAUACACUACUUUUGAUUGGAUACUUGGAAAAAGUAACCGUAGAAGGAGAUGGCUCAUUGGACAAAGUGAACUUGACACUACUGAUGUCACUUCUCUAUUGCCUGGAUGUUGGCUUUUUGGAGCAAGGGACAGAUGAUCGAGAAGAACUGAUGAAGCAAGCAAGCAUGUUCAUGGACAGACAGUACAUUGCUGCUAUCCAUAAUCGUCUGCAGAACACUCAGCCAUGGAAGUCACCCGGCAUGCAGGCGACAGUCAGACUGGCUUGGGCCCUGGCUCUCCGAGGAAUCUCUCAGUUUUCAGAAGUCUUAGAGUUUUCAGAAGCAGAUGAGCCAAUGGCAGAGAUAGCUAUUGGUGGCAAUGUCUUUCUCUUCCUCACGGAGGCAGUGGUGGGAUCUGAAAGCUUCUGCACAGACGAAUUCUUUAUUCGCCGGAUUCACAAACUCGUCACUGAUUUCCUGACUCUCAUGCCCAUGAAAGUAAAGCAACUGAGAAAUCGUGCAGAAGAGGAUGCCCGACUGAUCCAAAUGAGCAUGCAGAUGGGGAAUGAGCCUCCUGCUUCUCUACGUAGAGAUCUGGAACAUCUUCUGUUACUGAUUGGCGAGCUGUACCGCAAAGACCCAUUCCACCUGGAACUGGCAUUGGAAUACUGGUGUCCCACAGAACCUCUCCAAUCAACCUCUUUGAUGGGAUCCUUUCUUGGUGUGGCCCACCAAAGGCCACCUCAACGCCAGGUUUUAUUGUCCAAGUUCGUGAGACAGAUGAGUGACCUAUUGCCGGCCACGCUCUACUUACCUUACCUGAAGAUGCUCAGGGGCCUUGCAAGUGGCCCUCAGUGUGCCCAUUACUGUUUCAGUCUACUAAAAGCCAAUGGGGGCAGCAGCGAGAACUUGCAAGCUGCAGGGGGCAGCCCAGUGUCCUGGGACCACUUCUUCCACUCUCUGAUGCUCUACCACGAGCACUUGCGGAGGGAUCUACCUAACACUGACAAUAUCCACCAGCGUCACCCUCCUCUCCGUGGUAUCACCCAGCGAGAGCUUGAUGGCCUCAUUGCCUGCUUGCAGCUCACCUGCACCAUCAUCGAUUGGAGUGAAAGUGCCCGUCUGGCUCUGUGUGAGCAUGCCCAGUGGAUGCCGGUGGUCGUUAUUCUUGGCCUCUUGCAGUGCAGCAUCCCACCUCUCCUUAAGGCUGAGCUCCUGAAGACACUGGCUGCCUUUGGCAAAUCCCCAGAGAUUGCAGCAUCCCUAUGGCAAUCCCUUGAAUAUACACAGAUUCUGCAGACAGUAAGAGCCCCAGGUCUACGGCAAGGAGUAGGAAUCGAGGUGGAGCUGAAUGAGAUUGAGUCUCGUUGUGAAGAGUACCCCCUGACUAGAGCUUUCUGCCAGCUCAUUAGUACUUUAGUUGAAAGCUCCUUCCCCACCAAUCUGGGAGCAGGUCUGAGAGCACCAGGCUUUGAGCCGUACCUCCAGUUUCUUCGAGACACCGUGUUCCUUAGGUACCGCACUAGAGCCUACAGGAGAGCAGCAGAAAAGUGGGAGGUAGCAGAGGCUGUGUUGGAUGUCUUUUAUAAGCUUUUGAAGGACUAUGAACCUCAGCCUGAAGACUUUGUGGACCAGUAUGUAGAGCUGCAAGGAGAAGAAAGGGUUGCUUUCAAACCCCCGGGGUUCAGCCUCAUGCAUCAUCUGCUCAAUGAGUCUCCUAUGUUGGAGCUUUGCCUCAGCCUCAUGGAAGAAGGGGUCACCCAGCUGGACACAUAUGCCCCUUUUCCAGGCAAGAAACACCUAGAGAAGGCAGUGGCUUAUUGUUUCAUGCUUCUGAAUCUGACUCUACAGAAGGAGAAUCGCUUCAUGGAUUUGUUAAGGGAAAGUCACCUGUCGAUGAUCGUGACCCCUCUGGAGCAGCUCUUGCAGGGAAUUAACCCACGAUCCAAGAAAGCUGAUAAUGUAGUGAAUAUUGCUCGAUAUCUCUGCCAUGGAAACAGCAAUGCUGAGCUUGCCUUUGAAAGUGCAAAGAUCUUGUGCAGCAUCUCCUGUAACUCUAAGAUCCAAGAAAAGAUUGUUGGAGACUUUACCCAAGAUCAGAAUGUGAGCCAGAAGCUGAUGGUUGGUUUUGUUUCGUGCUUGGACAGUGAGGAAGCAGAAGAGUUACUGGAUUCAGAGAAAGAGGCGGAGGAUCAAGUGAAGCAGACCAACAUUAGGUACAUGACAAAAAUUCACAUCCUCAAUCUUCUAAUCACCUCCCUGGAAAUGAAAGCUCCCAAUCUUGCGAUGUUCCUUCUUGGCUAUGAACUGAAGAAGCCAGUCAGUACAACCAACCUGCAGGACUCAGGUGUCCUGGGCUGCCCGCGCACCUGCCUGCACUCUAUUCUAGAUAUCUUGCGAAAGGGGACUGAUGUGCGGGCUGGACCUGUAGCGGUGUGGGACACUCCUCAUCUUGCUGAACUGUGUUACCAGGUGAUCUACCAGCUGUGUGCUUGUGCCGAUACCUCCGGCCCUACAAUGAGGUACCUACGAACCAGCCAGGAUUUCCUCUUCAGCCAGCUUCAGCACCUGCCCUUCUCUGUGGAAGAGUCCGAAAUCUCUGCCAUGAAUCAGAUGUCAUGGCUGAUGAAGACGGCCACCAUAGAACUGCGCAUCACAUCACUAAACCGUCAGCGUUCCCACACACAGAGGCUUCUUCACCUGCUUCUGGAUGACAUGCCGACCAGACCGUAUUCAGCUGAUGGUGAAGGAGGAAUGGAGGACGAAAGCCGCAGCCUCAGUGGGUUUCUGCACUUUGACACAACCUCUAAAGUUCGCAGAAAAAUCCUCCGCAUCCUGGACUCUAUACAGUUCAGCAAUGAGAUCCCGGAGCCCCUGCAGCUGGAUUUUUUCGAUCGCAGUCAGAUAGAGCAAGUUAUUGCUAACUGUGAGCACAAGAAUCGCAGAGGGCAGACCGUCUGCAACGUCAAGCUACUCCAUCGGGUUCUGGUUGCAGAAGUGAACGCCCUUCAGGGAAUGGCUGCUAUUGGUCAGAGGCCUUUGCUCAUGGAGGAAAUAAACACAAUCCUUCAGUACGUGGUGGAAAGGAACAAGUUAUUGCAGUGUCUCCAUGCUAAACGUCAUGCUCUGGAAUCUUGGCGGCAGCUUGUUGAGAUCAUACUGACUGCCUGUCCCCAGGAUCUUAUCCCAACGGAACACAGACAGCUCAUCAUACGGGACCUGCUGCAAGAUCUCCAUGUUAAGAUCCUUGAUGAUGAUGCUGCCCAAGAACUAAUGCCCAUCGUCGCUGGGGCAGUCUUUACACUAACGGCUCAUCUCAGCCAAUCCGUUCGCACCGAGCUAAAACAGCCAAUGACUGCUUCAGGGCUGGGCCAAUCACAAUAUGUCCAAAUGUUGGACGGUUCUUUUGCUGCUCCUCCUGGUACAGAAAAUAUCUCUGCUGGUUUCGCCUCCAUUGGAGACUCUUCCCUUCACAUGAUCCUCAGGAAUCUGCUUGAGUUCAUUCUAAAAACAGGAGGUGGGUUCCAACGGGUCAGGGCCCACCUGUAUGGAUCACUGCUGUAUUACCUGCAAAUCGCUCAGAGACCGGAUGAACCAGAUACUCUCGAAUCAGCCCACAAGUCUAUGUGGGAGCGACUGACUGCCCCGGAGGAUGUGUUCAGUAAACUUCAGCGAGACAACCUGUCCAUAUUUGAGAGCUACGGCACGGCCCUGAUGGAAGUGGUUUGCCGGGACGCAUGCGACGGACAUGAUAUUGGGAGGAUGCUGGCUCUGGCACUGCUUGACCGGAUUGUGUCUGUGGACAGGCAACAACAAUGGCUGCUGUAUCUCUCAAACAGUGGCUACCUGAAGGUUCUUGUGGAUAGCCUGGCAGAGGAUGACGUGGUUCUAAGGAACCUGCUAACUCCUCAGCCUCCGCUCCUGAAGGCCCUCUAUAUCUAUGAGUCGAAAAUGGCAUUUCUAACUCGAGUGGCUAAAAGCUCACAGGGAGCCAUUGAGCUGCUGAGGAGUGGGGUUAUAGUCAGACUCGCUCAGUGCCAAGUAUAUGACAUGCGUCCAGAGACUGACCCCCAUGGAGUGUUUGGCAUGAGGGAGACUCCUGUGUUUAUCCCGGCCCCGGUGGAAAGAUACAGGCAAAUCCUGCUCCCCGCACUCCAGAUCUGUCAGCUCAUCCUGACCUCCAGCACCGCACAACACUUACAGGCCGCGGGACAGGUGUUGCAGUUCCUGGUCGCUCAUUCGGACACCAUUCAAGCAAUUCUCAGGAGCCAGGAGGGAAGUCUUGGUUCCUUGCAGGAGCUGGCUUUGCUUACAGGUAUCAUCAGCAAGGCUGCACUUCCAGGUGUUCUCAACGAGCUGGAUAUCGGUUUAAACGAUGGGUCAAUGAUGGAGUUACAAGGACAUAUUGGACGCUUCCAGCGCCAGUGUCUUGCAUUAUUAAACCGCUUCGGGGGGUCCGAUAGACUUCGGCAGCUCAGUCUGCAAGAUGAUUCCUCCCGGCUGGACGGAGUAAGCAAGAAGGACGACAUGGAAUUAGCCAUGCAACAGAUCUGCUCCAACGUGAUGGAGUACUGCCAGGCCCUCAUGAUCCAGAACUCUCCGAGCUUCCAGCAAACUGUGUGUCUCUUCACCCCCAGCCUCAAGGAGAGCGCCAGCCGAGAUGGGACACGGCAAGAUUCCCAAGUGUCCAUUCUCCCCUCGUGGCGUUUGCCAAGCCUGGGUGUAGUGAUCCACCUUCUGAAGCAAAGCGCCAACAACUUCUUCACUUACUACGAUAUUCACCGGCAGAGCGUCGGCAAACUGCAGAACGUGGAGCAGCUGCCACCAGAUGAAAUUAAAGAGCUUUGCCAGUCAGAGAUGCCGGUCGGUGCAGAUAAAAUCUCAACCACCCAGAAGUACGGCCUGGCACGGCGGCGACUUGUCAAGCUCAUUAACAGCAGAGCCAAACUGCUUUCCCUCUGUAGCUAUAUCAUAGAAACGUGUCUAUACAUUCUGUGGCGCCACUUGGAAUAUUACCUUCUACACUGCACCACCAGCGAUUCCCAGGACCCCGUCUUCUCAAAUAUGACCUUCGGCAACAGAAGAUUUCAAGAUACAUUUAACACUGAUCCCAACAUGGACCCGAGGAACCUUAGACAGAAUAAAGUCAGCCAACAGGACGUUGAUACGCUGCUGAGAGAAGGUGCCAAUAGUUUUGGGGAGUCCCUGCAGAAGCGACUGUUAGACAUCGAAUCGUUGUAUUGCAAGGUGCGAUCCCGUCACAGCUUCAUUCAGGCGCUGGUCCGGCGAAUCAGAGGCCUCCUGCGGGUGUCAAGAGUUUGAUGAUCGGCCCCUGUACAAAUCACACACAAACACACAACUGUUCUGCGCAUUUCUAAGUUAUACCCUACAAAAAAAAACCUUUUUCACUUUUUUCAGAUAUAACAAGUCGGUCUUGUACGGAACUUUUUUUACUGCCACUUGCAAAUCUAUUAAAAUAAAUAUUCCCUUA
Messenger RNA from Xenopus laevis (African clawed frog), 6496 nucleotides. It is a transcript of the gene nup205.S, whose product is annotated as nucleoporin 205kDa S homeolog. Lineage: Eukaryota; Metazoa; Chordata; Amphibia; Anura; Pipidae. The record is from RefSeq and is a predicted model, not a curated record. Gene Ontology annotation, molecular function: structural constituent of nuclear pore. Bases 295 to 6327 code for a protein of 2010 amino acids. The transcript is spliced from 43 exons. Gene Ontology annotation, cellular component: nuclear pore; nucleus; nuclear pore inner ring. Gene Ontology annotation, biological process: nucleocytoplasmic transport; nuclear pore organization.